UCAUGGAAUCAAUGAUACGAUUCAAGGAUGCCAUUGUCUCUACAACUGGAUGUGCGUUGUGAUGUUCUGACGUCCCGUAGGUAGUGACGUCAGACAGGAACCAGUCGGAGGGAGCUUGACAAAUCAAGAUGGCGUCCCACGCUGAAGCAGGAAAGAGAUUUCACCAUAAAUAAAACUCUUUCUGAGAAUAGUUUACAUUUUAGUGCCAUUCCGACAAGACAUCGUUUGGAUUUCGAACAAACAGGACGGAGCAGAUACAGAGUCUCUAAAUGGCUGCGAGGAAGUCUGGAUCGGAUGCAUACAACAAUGGACCCAUCAGCUACCUUGAUGAAGUUCCCUUCAAGAUCAAUGAUAAAUUCCACUGCCCAGCCAAAGUGGGACUUCCUGUCGGUUUCUGUCUACCAGACUGCAACUCUUUGCUGUUGGACUCGCAGUAUGACUUUUCUCUGGAGAGACUUAGUGUGCGCUGGGGGGUUCAACUGGCAGAGGCCAGAGAAGCAGAAGCCAGAGCAGAAGAGGCCGCAGCCAAGCAGGAGGCAGAGAGCCGAGAGUGCUCGGCACAGGCCCAGGACAUGGAUGCUGGUGGUGGGAAGAAGCUCCGGUCAGCCGCAGACGACCAGGACAUUCUACCGCCAGCGUUGAACCCCGUCCUAGCGGGGCUGAGCCAUAACGCCAUCCUCACUCCAUUGCCCGCACCAAGCCUUGGCCCCAGGAAAAUCCAGCCCAGCACACCCCAGCUGCACAGCCUCAACCUAGCUGACUUUGAACGGGAAGAGGACCCCUUUGACAAGCUGGAGCUCAAAACUUUGGACGAUAGGGAGGAGCUCAGGAACAUUCUCCAGAGCCAGCCCCAACCCCAACCCCAACCCCAAGCCCAACCUCAACCUCAACCUCAACCUCAAUCCCCUCCCUCCGUAUCCCCGCCUGAGGUGCCCCCGACGGGCUCAGGGUCGCGUGGAAACAGCCCGUCUCCUCCCAGCAUCAACACCAGCCUAGCGACCAAAUCUGGCUUUUCCCAUAAACCCAAUGGGUUGAUUUCCUUGCUAGACAUGGACAGAGUUGGGCACCCUGGUAGAACGGGGAUCGACACUGACGACCGUCCCUGUAACAUCCGCUCUCUCACUUUCCCCAAGCUCUCUGACUCUGUUGACCCAGAGCCAGUGAGGUACAGCCCACUCCCUGCUCCCCGACAGCUAACCAAUGGCAGCCCACCGGCCACACCCAAGACCCAAGUUAUUGUUGGCCCCGAGCCAACCAGCCACCCUAAGGGCAGCGCACCAAAACCGGCCAACCCUGGGUCCGGGUCUGCUGGUCUGCCUUGUGGUGGAGCGCUGCUCAGCAUGACCCCCAGCGAGCGGCAGUGUGCAGAGACCCUUGUAGGCAUGGGCUACUCUUAUGAAGGUGUUCUGCGGGCCAUGCAGAGACAAGGCCAGAAUGUGGAACAGGUGCUGGACUACCUGUUUGUCCAUGGGCGUCUGUGUGAGCGGGGCUUCGAUGCAAUUGCAGUGGAGGAAUGUUUAGAGAUGUACCAAUGCUCAGAGGAGAAGGCUUUGCAGUUCCUUGAGCUAAUGUCAAGAUUUGGCGAAAUGGGAUUUCAGCGGGACGCCAUCAAAGAGGUGCUGCUGGUCCACAACAACGAUCAGGACAAGGCCCUAGAGGACCUGAUGGCUCGGGCAGCAGCGAGCUGAACAAAUCGAACCAGCCAACCAGAGCCCAAACACAGCCCCUUUCCUUCUGACCACCCUAUUACACCAUGCCCUGCCCUCGCCUCGGCUGUGGAAGGGACCGCUGGGAGAAGCUUAUAUUUCGCUUUGUGCUAAAACGUAUCACGUCCCAGCACUUCUUUAAGACUGUGUGCCCACAGUCGAGUGGGUAAAAGGCUAACAAUCUGGUGGCUGUGGGUUAUUUUUCCAAAGAAAUUCUGGUGUUAGUGUCCAGGAUCUCUUUUUUUUCUACUGCAAAGGUGUACGAGAAUGAGAAGAAUGACUGAGCUGGGAUGGAGAAACUGGAUAAAAAGCCGUUCCGAUUGGCUUCCUCUGGGAAAUUCACCUGCAGGACCCGAACAAGGAGCUGGUGACAUCACAGAAAGACCAAUUUGAACUCCUGAGACUCCCAAAUGACUAAGCGGCCAUCUUCUACUGCUCCGUGCCAACCUAGUUAAUGGCGGUGAGGAUCGGGGGCUUGAUGAGGCUCUCUUUAAACUGAACCAACAAAAAUUAAAAGUACAAAAAAAAAAAAAA
Messenger RNA from Pungitius pungitius (ninespine stickleback), 2240 nucleotides. It is a transcript of the gene ubap1, whose product is annotated as ubiquitin associated protein 1. The coding region runs from base 270 to 1688 and encodes 472 amino acids. The transcript has 8 exons. Gene Ontology annotation, molecular function: ubiquitin binding. Gene Ontology annotation, biological process: ubiquitin-dependent protein catabolic process via the multivesicular body sorting pathway. NCBI's taxonomy places the organism in Eukaryota, Metazoa, Chordata, Actinopteri, Perciformes, Gasterosteidae. The record is from RefSeq and is a predicted model, not a curated record. Gene Ontology annotation, cellular component: ESCRT I complex.